Messenger RNA from Eucalyptus grandis, 2604 nucleotides. Its product is annotated as trimethylguanosine synthase. Gene Ontology annotation, molecular function: protein binding; RNA cap trimethylguanosine synthase activity. NCBI's taxonomy places the organism in Eukaryota, Viridiplantae, Streptophyta, Magnoliopsida, Myrtales, Myrtaceae. Bases 191 to 2296 code for a protein of 701 amino acids. Gene Ontology annotation, biological process: 7-methylguanosine cap hypermethylation; 7-methylguanosine RNA capping. The record is from RefSeq and is a predicted model, not a curated record. The transcript is spliced from 11 exons. Gene Ontology annotation, cellular component: nucleus.
CUAGCUCAUCGUCUAAAUUCGAGAUUCCUUGCCUUUCGAUGUUCUUGUCGCCGGGGUCGGUCGCUGUCCGUCUUCGCGACCGAAACCCGACGAGGUCCAACUAUAAAAUUCCCCCUUCAGCUUCGCUGCCCUGCCGUUUCUCCGAGAUCUCUCUUCGUUGAAUUCUCGUAUAAUUUCUAGGAGAAGCGGCAUGGACACUGUCCAGCUCGACGGCGAAGAAGACGGUCCUGCUAUCACAGCUCUCGGCUCCCUCUUCAAGCUCACCCACGUCUUUCUCUGGGACCACGGCUCUUCGACGGCGCAAGAACUUCCGCCUUCCACCGAAACUAGCAACCCACCUCGCCGCGACGACAAUGUCGGCUCAAACGUGGUCUCUACCGCCGCGGAUUAUAGUCCUUUACCAGAGGACUUGGAACUCGUCAGACAGAUGAGCGAGCUUGGUCUUCCGCUUGCGUUUCAGACGAAUAAGAAGAAGAAUGGAAUUUCCAAAGUGAGAAAAAAGAGAACACAUAAGAAGAAUGAUUAUGGAAAAGAAGGAAUUGAGAAUGACGGAACUCGAUUGCCGAAAGUGAGUGAGCCUGUUGUUGUAUCUCAAACUGUUAUUCACGAUAAUCCAAGUGGUUUGUUAUGUUCCAUGCCAGUGACGGACCAAAGUGAGAUCCCUUGCUAUGAUAAUGAAGUGGAUGCCAGUAAUUUUUGUUCCACAUCUGAUAAAGGAGAAGACUUGACUGAGAUCAGCUGUGUCAGCAAGGAAAUGAUCUGUACUGGAAUAUCGGAUGUGGCAAUUGAUUGCCUGGAUUGUUACCCUGCUUUGACUAAUAAUGUGCCCAAGUAUGACUUGACAGUUAAUCCAAACACUAAAGACUCUGAUGCUGGAGGUGGACUUUGCUCACAACAUCCUUCAACUGAAGCGUUUGUUGAUUGUGGCAGGGAAGAACUUGGUGGAAGCUUAGUGGAGUCCAAUUUGUUAGACCAGAUUUCAUCUGCAAACCAUGUUGAAGCUAUUACAACACGUUGCGACAGUUAUGAGAUCCAUCAGUCAUUGGAAGAUGUUGCCAUCGGCCAAGGUACAGAGGUUCUUCAACAGGAACAAAGCAGUAAUGUCAACUCUUGUAGAGACUGGAUUGUGUGCUGGGACUCUUUCUAUCAGAGAAAUUAUUAUUAUAAUAGUAUAACCCAGGUUUCAACGUGGUUUCCACCUCCGGGGAUGGACGCUGUAGAGACAGAAUUUAUUGAGAACCCAGAGUCCAAUGCUACACUUGUUGAGCUGACUAAGCAAGAUCUUGGUCCAUCAAUUUCUAGUGUUUGUUUACUACCACGAGAUACUUGUGUUUCUCAGCGUACAGUAGAUUCAUUAAAGGACUUCGUGGAUCAUGAUAAAUCACCUGGUCAACCAUUUGGUGAAGGUGAUUCCGUUGACCUGAAAGAUUGCGAAGAAGAUGCCACUUCACGAAGACUAGGUGAUAUGAGCAUGAUGAGUAGCCCGACAGAAAUAUCUCUUGAGGAGAAUAAUUUACUGCUGGAAGUUGGGGAUUCUCUAGAUAACUUGCAUUCUCUGUGUGGCUCUCAUACGAGCGAAUCAAAAACGGUUGCAAGAAAAAGGAUUCAGAGGAAGUCAUUGCAUGUCAAAGAAGACCUGAGCUUUCCUUUGAGUGAAGAGUACUGCACUGUCAUUGAAAAAUAUUGGUUUCAGAGGUAUCUCCUCUUUUCAAGAUUUGAUGAAGGUAUCAAAAUGGAUGAGGAAGGAUGGUUUUCUGUUACUCCUCAGUCUAUUGCUAGGCAUCAUGCAGUUCGUUGUGGUGGUGGGAUUAUAGUGGAUGGUUUCACAGGAGUCGGUGGGAAUGCUAUCCAAUUUGCACGAAUGUGUAGACACGUAAUAGCAGUUGACAUCGAUCCAAAGAAGAUUGAAUAUGCACACCAUAAUGCUGGCAUAUAUGAAGUUGAUGGUGGAAUAGAUUUUGUAAGAGGAGACUUCUUCAUUUUGGCACCAAAAUUGAAGGCAGAUACUGUCUUCUUGUCACCACCCUGGGGUGGUCCUGGUUAUAACAAAGUAAAGAAAUACAACAUGAAGACCAUGCUCAAGCCACAUGAUGGAUUCUUCCUAUUUAACAUUGCCAGGGAAAUUGCUCCCAAAGUGGUCAUGUUCCUCCCAAAGAAUGUUGAUCUGAACCAAUUAGCUGAGAUCUCUCUUUCCGUUCAACCUCCAUGGUCGGUGGAGGUCGAGAAGAACUACUUAAAUGGUAAGCUAAAGGCAGUAACUGCUUACUUCAGCAACACAGAGGCCUGCAAAAAAUAGUUUUGAGAUGGUUUAUUAAUGUACCAUACGAAGAUGAGUGUUUCUUCUUUAGAUCAUUAGCAUAUACAGUUAUCAGAGAACCCUUUUUUUCGGAGGUUAUUGAUGUCUUAUGGCAGCAGUGUUGAUUUGAAAAGAUGAUCAACUCACGUUCUGCUAAAUCUUUGUACAUAAUUGUCCACUGUUGAAAAAAUCUGUUAUUUGCUGGUCUCGUGAAGCUUGUUAAAAUUAAGGAUCAUGGUGUUGUCUAUUAUAAGUUGCAACAUUUAACUUGGAAAUGCUAUAGGUGAAAAUUGAGAGUUGGUAACAAA